Messenger RNA from Paramecium tetraurelia, 459 nucleotides. RefSeq lists its product as uncharacterized. The record is from RefSeq and is a predicted model, not a curated record. The transcript is spliced from 4 exons. Lineage: Eukaryota; Ciliophora; Oligohymenophorea; Peniculida; Parameciidae.
AUGAUAGGAUUAAAUAACUUUGAGACUUAAUUAAUCGUAAAGAAUUUAAGUGAUACUUUAAUGAAAUUGCCAACUUACCUCAACCGUGGAGGAUUAGAAUUGCCCUUGGCAUGUGAUUUAAGAGUAGUAACAAAGUCAUCUAUAUUUUCUUACCUGAAAUAGGAUUAGCAAUUAUACCAAGAGAUGUUAAAUCUAAAAACACCUAGGGUGAUUGGUGUAGCGUUGGCAUAAGAAUUAACUAUAUAGGAAGAAGAUAAAAUGUUGAAGAUUCAUGAAAAAUAGGAUUAGUUAAUAAUGUAUAUGAAGAUGGAUAUAGAUAUUUAAAAUAGUCCAAUAGGAGUUAGAACAGCCAAGGCAGAUAUUAAUAAAGGAAUUGAAGUCGAUAUGUAAAGAGAAUUUAAAAUGAGGAAUAUUUGUAUUAUUAAAUUUGCCACAAUUAGGAUAGAUUAGAAGGAUUGA